AUGACUUGAAAAAUAUUGACAGCUAUCGUGUGAUGUGUUUGCAUUGUGCCGAUUUUUAUUGUAAUUUUGGCUUGUAAUCCCUACAUAAUCCUCAAUUUUGGAAAUCCAUGAGAUAAAACACACCAAGAUGACUUUAACGUCGAAGAUGGAAGUGGACCAGGCGAAGGGAGAGGGUUUCCGGCCGUACUACAUCACCAAGAUUGAAGAGCUCCAGUUGAUCGUCGCCGAGAAGUCUCAGAAUCUUCGUCGUCUACAAGCCCAGAGAAAUGAACUUAACGCUAAAGUACGUAUGCUCCGCGAGGAGCUGCAGCUCCUUCAAGAGCAGGGCUCAUACGUCGGCGAAGUCGUCAAACCUAUGGACAAAAAGAAGGUUCUAGUAAAAGUGCAUCCCGAAGGUAAAUUCGUCGUAGACUUGGACAAAAACGUGGACAUCAACGACGUGACCGCCAACUGCCGCGUCGCAUUGCGAAAUGAGAGCUACACUCUGCAUAAAAUUCUACCAAACAAAGUUGAUCCCUUGGUUUCCCUUAUGAUGGUUGAAAAGGUGCCCGAUUCUACUUACGAGAUGGUUGGUGGUUUGGAUAAGCAAAUUAAGGAGAUUAAAGAAGUUAUUGAACUGCCUGUGAAGCACCCAGAGUUGUUUGACGCCUUAGGUAUUGCCCAGCCCAAAGGAGUGUUGUUGUAUGGACCCCCUGGAACUGGCAAGACCCUGCUGGCUCGUGCUGUUGCUCACCACACCGAGUGCACCUUCAUCCGAGUGUCUGGCUCUGAGCUGGUACAGAAAUUCAUUGGUGAAGGCAGUCGUAUGGUAAGAGAAUUGUUCGUAAUGGCUAGAGAGCAUGCUCCUUCUAUCAUCUUUAUGGAUGAAAUCGACUCCAUCGGUUCAUCUCGUAUUGAAUCUGGCAGUGGAGGAGAUUCUGAAGUACAAAGAACCAUGUUGGAACUAUUGAAUCAGCUGGACGGUUUUGAAGCAACAAAAAAUAUCAAAGUCAUUAUGGCAACUAACAGAAUUGACAUUCUUGAUCCCGCUCUGCUUAGGCCUGGCCGUAUUGACAGGAAGAUCGAGUUCCCCCCUCCAAAUGAGGAAGCCCGUUUGGAUAUCUUGAAGAUUCACUCCCGUAAGAUGAAUCUGACUAGAGGAAUCAACCUUCGGAAGAUAGCAGAGUUGAUGCCUGGGGCAUCCGGUGCUGAAGUGAAGGGUGUUUGCACUGAAGCUGGAAUGUACGCUCUCCGCGAACGUAGAGUCCACGUCACUCAGGAGGACUUUGAAAUGGCCGUAGCUAAAGUCAUGCAGAAGGACUCUGAGAAGAACAUGUCUAUCAAGAAACUCUGGAAGUAGACUUAUCUUUGUAUCUUACAUUUAUCUAUAUAGAAUAUAAUUUUGCUUUGUAUUAAA
Messenger RNA from Pectinophora gossypiella (pink bollworm), 1396 nucleotides. It is a transcript of the gene Rpt6, whose product is annotated as 26S proteasome regulatory subunit 8. Gene Ontology annotation, molecular function: ATP hydrolysis activity; proteasome-activating activity; ATP binding. Bases 128 to 1339 code for a protein of 403 amino acids. Lineage: Eukaryota; Metazoa; Arthropoda; Insecta; Lepidoptera; Gelechiidae. Gene Ontology annotation, cellular component: proteasome regulatory particle, base subcomplex. The transcript has a single exon. The record is from RefSeq and is a predicted model, not a curated record. Gene Ontology annotation, biological process: proteasome-mediated ubiquitin-dependent protein catabolic process.